UAGCUACAUUCACUUCUUCUGGUUUGUAGUUGACUGGUUUUUCCAUGAGUGAAAUAAUGAAGCUUGAUGGACCGCAGGCUAUAAAUUUCGAAAACUGUCAUUCCUUAUUUGUCUGUCAAUCACGGUUAAUUGAAUGAGUAAAUUUUGCGUACGUAUCGUGAAUUGCAAAAAAUAGUUGAGCAGUGUUUUCUUUUUAUGCUAAAAAAGUGUCUAAUUUUACAGAGAAUAUUUAUAUUAGUUAUAAGGCGUCAGUAAUUGUAUAAAAGGCAGCCUGUAUCAACUCAUUCUUAGAGUCAGGAAUAUGAAAGCUUCCUAGAGGGGGAAUACAUAAGCUCUAAAACAUGUCUUGGCUUACAGUUAUCUUUCUGGUUACUACUCUUACAUUUCAUACUCCUUCAGAGGCUAGCCACGAGAAGAACGAUCCUUCUGCAGUUGUUGUAGGCACUGUCUACUGUGACUCAUGUUUCCAAGAGGAUUUCUCACAUACCAGCCAUUUCAUUUCAGGGGCUUCUGUUGAUGUGGAAUGCAAAGAUGGGAGUUCAACGAAACCAAGUUUUAAGGCACAAGUGAAAACAAAUAGCCAUGGACAAUUCAAAGUCCAUCUGCCCUUCUCAGUGAGCAAACAAGUGAAGAAAAUUGAAGGAUGCUCUGUGAAACUAAUCAGCAGCAGUGAACCCUACUGUGCUGUCGCCUCAUCAGCCACCUCAUCUUCCCUACACCUCAAGGCAAGAAAGCAAGGGACCCACGUAUUCUCUGCUGGUUUCUUCACCUUCAAGCCUCUCAAGCAACCCGGCUUAUGCAACCAGAAACCCAGCAUUCAGAAUUCCAAGAAAUUAAAUUCCCAGAAGUUCUCAUUCCCUCCUACUGAUGAGCUGGCAUUCCCAUCCCCCUCUCAAGCGGACCCCACAAUGCCUGAUCUCCCCCCCGUCCCUAGGAUCCCUUAUCUUCCACCACUGCCACAGCUUCCUCCUCUCCCUCCCACCCCAACUGGUCUCCCAGGAGGUCUCCCAGGCCUCCCUGGCCUCCCAGGCCUCCCAGGCCUCCAGGCCUCCCUGGACUCCCAGGCCUCCCAGGCCUCCCAGGACUUCCUGGAAUUCCAGGUUCUCCCCUUGCUGCUGGAAAAACUUCAUCUGGGUCGUCCAACUCCAAAACUUCAAAGAAUGGGCAACUAGGUGAUAAUAAAGAAUUAGCCCAUCCAGAUACUUUCUUUCCACCAAUUAUCCCUAAUCCAUUUCAGCCCCCACCAGCUCCAUUAAUUCCUAAUUUGCCUCCUCUUCUAGGUUCUCCACCAGCAGGUCCAGCACCAUUGAUUCCCAACCUGCCACCUAUACCUGGUUUCACUCCAUCGCCGUCGCCGCCACCACCAACCCUCCCAUUCCUCCCUCCAUUCCCAUUCCCCCUCCCACCUACGCCUCGGAUCCCUGGAGUCCCCCCAGCUUCUUCUUCAAAACAAGGCACUUCACCUUGAUCUAACCUAAUUAAUAGAUUUAACUACGAAUCAUGUAUAAUUAAUUUUCAAAUAAGGUGUUACAUGUUGGUUUAAGUUUUUAAUUAUGUUAAAAUUCUUGUAUGGUUGGUUGUGCAAUUAUCAGAAGAAUAUAUAUGUUUUACAUAGAA
Pyrus x bretschneideri (Chinese white pear) is the source of this 1617-nucleotide messenger RNA. RefSeq lists its product as uncharacterized. The record is from RefSeq and is a predicted model, not a curated record. NCBI's taxonomy places the organism in Eukaryota, Viridiplantae, Streptophyta, Magnoliopsida, Rosales, Rosaceae. The transcript is spliced from 2 exons. The coding region runs from base 342 to 1172 and encodes 276 amino acids.